Messenger RNA from Xenopus laevis (African clawed frog), 1717 nucleotides. RefSeq names its product gem nuclear organelle associated protein 2 S homeolog (gene gemin2.S). Gene Ontology annotation, cellular component: spliceosomal complex; nucleus; SMN complex. Gene Ontology annotation, biological process: spliceosomal complex assembly; spliceosomal snRNP assembly. The record is from RefSeq and is marked provisional. NCBI's taxonomy places the organism in Eukaryota, Metazoa, Chordata, Amphibia, Anura, Pipidae.
CGUGACUGCGCUCAUCACACCGAGGCGUCAACAAGAGGAGGGGCCAAUCAGAAACGUCGUUACAGAAUGCGUUCCAUUCAUAAUGUGCCGUGAUCUUGGAGUCGUCAGAGCCGGACAAGCAUGGAUUCGGGGCCCGAAGAGCUGAUGCCCAGGCUGUUACCGGUUGAGGCCUGUGAUCUUCCCGAGGACUAUGAUCCCUCCGUGCCGCCUCGGACCCCUCAGGAGUAUCUGCGGAGAGUCCAGAUUGAAGCAGCACGUUGUCCUGAUGUAGUCAUUGCACAGAUUGAUCCCAAAAAGUUGCGAAAGAAACAGACCGUUAGCAUAUCUCUGUCGGGAUGCCAGCCUGCUCCUGAUGGGUACUCUCCAAGCCUCCGCUGGCAGCAGCAACAAGUAGCACAGUUUUCUGCUGUCCGCCAGAGUCUGCACAAGCACAGGGGUCACUGGAGGUCUCAGCCUUUGGACAGCAAUGUUACAAUGCCAAGCACAGAGGAUGAAGAGAGCUGGAAAAAGUUCUGUCUGGGGGAACGGCUAUAUUCUGACCUAGCAGCUGCCCUAAACAGCGAGAGCCAGCAUCCAGGAAUUGAUUACAUUAAGGUUGGUUUCCCACCGUUGCUGAGCAUUGUUAGUCGGAUGAGCCAGGCGACAGUAACAAGUGUGCUAGAAUACUUGGUGAACUGGUUUGAAGAGAGGAACUUUACUCCAGAGCUGGGUCGUUGGCUUUAUGCUUUGCUGGCCUGCCUGGAGAAACCACUGCUGCCUGAGGCUCACUCUCUUAUUAGGCAGUUGGCACGAAGAUGCUCACAAAUCAGAGCUGGGGUGGAACAUAAGGAAGAUGAUCGGGUGUCUCCACUGAACUUAUUCAUCUGUCUGGUUGGCAGGUACUUUGAACAGCGAGAUUUGGCUGACUGUGGUGACCCAUCUUGAUGAUGAUCAGGCAGCUUUACCCCCCCUCCCCCACUCUCCCAGAGCAUCUCGGCAAUAUCCAUGCUAUCCACUCCCCUUCUCAUCCAGUGGUGCACCAACUAUAUCGUUUUUGGAUUCAGGAAACUGUGUGGUUUAACCCUCUCAGUGCCAAAAAGGGCCUUGAAGGAGCUAGGACAGGCAUGGAUAAUCUCUAGCCUUCAGAUGUUUAACUACAACUACCAAGAGCCGAAGAAGUUGCAGUUGAACCGCAUCUACAGCACUUCACUUUGCCAAUCCCUGAAUUUUGGCACCGACCAAUUGCACGUCGACCUCUUGCCUGCCAUUGGCAGUAUAGUAUAAUGUUUUCCCUUUCUUGGAGUCUGAAGGAGCAACGGUCUUAUUUAUUGUUCGUUCUGUUUUUUGUUUUGUUUUUUUUUUUUCAAGUCAUUUUUCAUAUAUUGGCCAAAGUUGGAAAGAUAUUAAGUGCCUCAGUGGGUUUGUGGAAACCAUUUUCCAUUCAUUAAACCCCACCCUGCUGUUAACCCCUCUUUUGCCAGUUGUUCAACAAGCUGGGAAAGAGUCGUUAAAUCAGUCUGUAGCAUGGGAAAGCUGUGAAACUGUACAGUUAAGAUUAUGUAUUUGCCUUUAAUUUGGACUGUUCCCCCCCCCCAGUUUGCCUGUUAUCAUCUGUGUCUGAGCUGCCUCUGUAAUAUGGUCUGCUCCUAAACCUGGGACUCUGCAGUGUAUUAGAAUACCUUACCCCUUUCCUUUGUUAGGUCUUGAUUUUAAAUAAAGAACCAAGUGCUUCCUACAA